AUGCGCCCCGCGGGGCCGGCGUGCGCAGCCCCACCGGGUCACGGCGGGGGCCGGCUGCCGGCAGGGCCCGGGGCUCGCAUCGCUGCCUGGCGGCGUCACCGGCGACCACCGAGCCCGUCAGGGACAGGGACCGACCCCGCCGCCGCCCCCCGCCGGCCCCAUCCGACCAGGAAAUGGGCCGUCACAGGAAGUCCCGGCUGCCGUCGGGAGCACCGCCCCCGCGCCUCCGCCAGCUGCAGGGCCCGGCCCCGCCGCCCCGGGCUGUGCCGUCCCGUUCCGCUGCGCUCCGUCCCGGGAUGUCGCGCCCCAGAAUGUCCCGUCCCGCAGCCCUCAGAGCGCCCCCCGCCCCACAGUGCGGGGGGAGGGGGAGCGGGGGCUCGGCGGGAUGGCGGCGCCGCGCGCGGCACGCUGGGGGCGGUAGUUCCCUGUGGCCGGCGGACGGGGUGCCCUGUGGCCGUGGGGACUACAAGUCCCGGCAUGCCGCGCGGCUCCGGCCGGCAGGGAGCGCUGUGCCGGCGGGGCCGUGAGGGGGCUGUGGCGGAGCGCCCGGGCCGGGGUCGCCCCUCAGACCGGCCGGGACCGGAGGCCGCCCCAGGGACAGCGGACGGGGCCCGGGGACUCGGCGUCCUCCUCGCCGCGAGGGAUGAGUGCAGAAAUCCUGUCCGCGAGGAACCACGGCCCACAUUUGGGCUUUGCAUGGUGACGGAGAUGAAGACAAAGCUGAAAGUUGAGCAGACCCUGCACAAAGGACCCCUGGAGAGACAAAGCUUUGUCACCUGAACCUUGUCUAGGAAAAUACAGCAACAACCCUUCACCUUCCUGAAGGGAGCAGCUCCUGUAGCAAGGUAUAACAGGGUUCCUUAAACUCCCUGUCAUUCUAUCCA
Messenger RNA from Onychostruthus taczanowskii (white-rumped snowfinch), 884 nucleotides. Its product is annotated as collagen alpha-1(I) chain-like. The transcript is spliced from 2 exons. NCBI's taxonomy places the organism in Eukaryota, Metazoa, Chordata, Aves, Passeriformes, Passeridae. The record is from RefSeq and is a predicted model, not a curated record. The coding region runs from base 1 to 780 and encodes 259 amino acids.